Molecule: messenger RNA, 1935 nt
Organism: Sycon ciliatum
Lineage: Eukaryota; Metazoa; Porifera; Calcarea; Leucosolenida; Sycettidae
Product: N-acetylgalactosamine kinase-like
Exons: 15
Coding region: 133-1512 (459 amino acids)
Biological process (GO): galactose metabolic process; carbohydrate phosphorylation
Cellular component (GO): cytosol; cytoplasm
Molecular function (GO): galactokinase activity; ATP binding
Source: RefSeq, a predicted model, not a curated record
GUCCUUGCCCGUGCAGUACAGCGAGCGAGCUAUUUCAGUAUUCAGGGUAUUUGCUUGAGAAUCAGCAGCUGGUGAGAGAGACGUGAAGUCUUCCCUGUCUCAUGGUCUCAUAGUGUUUAGCUUACUGCCAGAAUGCCAAUUCCCCAGCUGUCUCUCCAAGAAAUUUAUGGAGAUAUCAGUGAGCAGCAAGCUAAACGGUAUGCUACUCUGAAGGAGUCCUUUACCCAGAAGUAUGGCCGUGCGCCGGAUUUCUUCAGCCGUGCACCAGGCAGAGUGAACAUUAUUGGAGAGCACAUUGACUACCAUGGCUAUGGUGUGCUGCCCAUGUCUAUCAACCAAGAUAUUGUGUGUGCCGUCGCUGUCAAUCACGACAAGCCCGUCCUGCGCUUGGCCAACACACAGUCGCAGUACAAGGACUUCAUCUGCACUGUUGAUGAAGUAGCUAUCAAGGGCAUCGACUGGCAUGAGUACUUCUUGUGUGGUUGGAAGGGUGUUGUCGAGAAUGCGUCACUGUCUUCACCGUGCGGCAUGGACGUGAUGCUAGAUGGCUGUGUGCCCAAGAGUUCGGGCCUCUCCAGCUCCUCGGCACUGGUGUGCUGUGCGGCAAUGUGCACGGCACGUGCCAACCAGAAGGAAUACGAGCAGGUUGUCAUUGCUGAUCUGUGUGCAAAGUGUGAGAAGUACAUCGGAACCAUGGGUGGCGGAAUGGACCAAUCGAUUUGCUUCCUUGGUGAAGUUGGCAAGGCGAAACAAAUUGAGUUCAAUCCACUGCGCGCUACUACAUGCCACCUACCGGAGUCCAUCUCUUUCGUCAUCUCCAAUAGCUUGACGGAGAUCAACAAGGCUGCACCGUGCAGUCAGUUCAACGUGCGAGUCGUGGAAGGUCGAGCAGCUGCGCAGAUAUUGGCAAAGAACCAUGGACUGGAGUGGCGAUCCUUCAAGAAGUUGAAACAGGUUCAAGAUGCCCUUGGCAAGUCAUUCGAUGAGAUGAUGGAGCUGGUCAAGGCAGAGCUUGAGCCCGGUCUCUACACUCGACAACAGUUGCAGGAGAAACUGGAAGUGACGGACGAGGAGUUGUUGAGUGUGAUGCUGAGUCCGCAGACACAGACUGUGCAGCAGUUCAACGUCCAUAACAGAGCUAUGCACGUGUUCAGCGAGGCAGCUCGUGUUCACAAAACAUCAGCGACUGCUGAUGCCAGCGACGGAGAAAAGGAACUAGGUCGUCUGAUGACCGAAAGCCACGUGAGCUGCAGUCAGCUGUAUGAAUGCUCCAGCCCCGAGUUGGAUGAGCUCACUGCCAUCUGCAGAGAUGCCGGUGCACUCGGCUCAAGGCUGACCGGAGCAGGCUGGGGUGGCUGUGCUGUGUCGGUGGUGCCGACGGAACAGUUGGCCUCCUUCCUUGACAAAGUGCGGGAGAAUUUCUACAGCAAGGACCCGGAGCGCAUGGCUCGUGUCGAGACGGCUUUGUUUGCCACCAAACCGGGCUCUGGUGCGGCGUAUCUAUGUCUGUGAGCUGCUCUUUAGUCGGUGUCUUCUAGUUGAUUGGUGUUGCCGUUGCUUAUGUUCUAGCUAUUUCGUGUUGCGCUUGCUUUUCUAAUCCGUCCGCUCUCCUAUGUCUGUCAAUCUUUUCGACACUUUCGGUAGUCCCUCUUGCUCCAUGUCUAGUCCUUCAGGUAGUUUGAAUUUAUCCUUGUCUUGCUGUUGUCUGUGCCAGUUGUUCUGGCCGUCUUCUUUUGGAUUGUCUUUGGGAAUGUUAAGAGUCUUUCUGGUGCACUGAUUUCAAUUCGGUUUUUGAUUUUUCUGAGGGGUACACAGAUUGGGUUUAGAUAUAAUUUUAUUGGUGCAUGUAAUCAUGAAAGAAAUUUUCUUUAUUCUAGAUUGACUAUUUGUUGAUAUACUUGCCAUGAUACAUUCUACUCCAUUUGGAGCAGAGAA